AUGACUGAUGGAUGGACUGACCAAAAGAUGAUGACUAUCAUAAACUUUUUAGUCAAUAGUCCUAUGGGUACUUUAUUUUCAAAAUCAAUUGAUGCAUCUGUCAUUUCAAAGACAACUGAUAAAGUUUUCAAAAUGAUGCAUGAUAUUGUUGAGGAAGUGGGGGAAGAAAAUGUUGUCCAAAUUGUAACACACAAUGCUGCAAACUACAAGUUGGAUGGACAAAUAUUGAUGGAUAAAAGGAAUAAGUUUUAUUGGACACCUUGUACAGUUCAUUGCAUUGAUCUAAUGUUAGAGAAUUUUGAGAGCAAGAUACCUAUGCAUAAGGAGAUUAUUGGUUUGAGUAAAAAGAUCACAACUUACAUUUAUGCUAGGACUGGUCUUAUAACUUUGUUGCAUAAUUACACUGAAGGAGGUGAGUUGAUAAGACUUGGCAUCACUGGCUUUGUAACGUCAUAUUUGUGUUUGGGUUGCUUGAAUUAUAAGAGGGGAGGAUUGUAUGAGAUGUUCAAUUCCAAGCAAUGGAAGGAUAGUCAAUUUUUCAAGACAAAAGAUGGAAAAUUUGUUGAAAAUAUAGUCACAAACAAGGACUUUUGGAAGAAUCCGAUUAUUUUCCUUAAGGGUGCUUUUCCAUUACUUAAAGUCUUGUCUAUGGUCGAUUAUGAUGAGAAGGUAGCCAUGGACUAUAUCUAUGAAACAAUGGAUCACGCAAAAGAGGAGAUACAAGUUAGCUAUAAUAAUAAGAUAAAAAGUUAUCAACCUUUAUGGAAAAUUAUAAAUAAUAGAUGGGACAAACAAUUGCAUAAGCCUUGGCAUGUUGCAGGCUAUUAUCUUAAUCCAAUGUUGCAUUACAAAUCUAAUUUCAAAGCAGAUAAUGAAGUGAAACAAGGAAUGCAUGCAUGUUUAGAAAGGAUGAUGAGAGGAGACAUGGAUAUGGUUCAUACAAAGAAAAGAAAUUGGUUGAAACAAAAGACUAUGAAUGAUCUUUUGUAUGUGAUGGAAGAAAAUGCAGGUGGUAAUCAUGUAAAUGUGGCAGAUUUAGAUGAAGAUUUGAUGCAAAAUAUUGGUGUUAAAUCAAUUGCACAUGUAGAUGAAUUUGAUGUCCUUGAAACUAUAGAAAGUGACAAUGAAGAAGGAAAUGUAGAUGAAGGUGAUGGAGGAGGUGAUGGUGAUGAUAAUUAUGGUGGAGGAGAUUAUGAGAUUAGUGAAGAUGAAGGAGUUGAUAUUAUGGGGGAAAAUUCAAAUUAUCGGCGCAUUUGUGAUUUCUAA
This is a messenger RNA of Lathyrus oleraceus (garden pea), 1266 nucleotides long. RefSeq lists its product as uncharacterized. NCBI's taxonomy places the organism in Eukaryota, Viridiplantae, Streptophyta, Magnoliopsida, Fabales, Fabaceae. The record is from RefSeq and is a predicted model, not a curated record. Bases 1 to 1266 code for a protein of 421 amino acids. The transcript has 4 exons.